UGUAGUGUUCAGGUGUUGCUGUGCCAGCACUUAUGCAGGAGAUCCUGCUAAGUUUGAGGCAAAACUGUGGUAUGGGAGGUAGAGCAUCAUUCUACUUUUGGAAUUCAUUCCAUCUGUGAAACGGAAAAGUGUGGACAGGUGGUAGGUGAAUUUCCCUGACAAAAAAAAUACACUUAUGACGAAGACCUUUUCACUGGAACAAGAACAUCUUGCGAUUGAAAGGGGAUGAUCAGCUUGAUUUUCUGCAGAUGCUGCUGCUUUGCAACCAGCAAAGCCCUGGCAGUUUGGCUUGUUCUGCUGGUUGUUGAGGACUGUACUUCCUUGAAGCAGGGAGUUCCUCGCCUCCGCCACUCAUAUAAAGAUCUGCUGAGAUUAAACAGUUCCCACCAACUAUUGGACUCUGAGGAUGAACUGGCAUUCCAGUCACUUCUUGUGGAUGAGAACAGGGCAUGGCUGAUGGCAGGCGCUAAGAACCAAAUAUUUUUGCUGCAUCUUGAAAGUCCCAAUGAAGAACCUCAGAAGAUUUUCUGGCCAGCCCCUGUAGAGCAAAUGGAGCAUUGUCGAUUGGCUGGGAAGAAUCCUGAGACGGAGUGUGCAAAUUUCAUCCGCUUCCUGCAACGUUUCAAUAGCAGUCAUGUCUUUGCCUGUGGAACAGGUUCCUACCAGCCUGUGUGUGCCUUCAUACAGAUCAAAGAGGGAGUAGAAAAACCAGGGAUUCCAGCUAUGCAGCUGGUGACUCACUCUAUUGAAUCUGGAAGAGGCAAGUGCCCCUACAGCCCCCAUGAGCCUUUCGCAGGGCUGCUUAUUGAUGGGGAAUUUUAUUCAGGUGCUUCUAUUGACUUCAUGGGAAGCAGUGCUGCCUUCUUUCGUACCUGGCUUGAUAGGGUUGAUCAGAACUACAUCAGGACGGAACAGAACCAAGAUAACUGGUUAAAUGAACCUGCAUUUAUUGGUGUCUUUGCCAUUCCUGACACUUACAACCAGGAUGAUGACAAAGUGUACUUCUUUUUCCGGGAAACUGCUAUAGAAGCUGGACAAUGGGAGAGAAGACGCAUCUAUUCCCGCGUGGCUCGUGUCUGCAAGAAUGAUGUUGGUGGAAAGUACAGCCUCAUCAACCGUUGGAGUACAUUCCUCAAAGCCCGGCUGGUUUGCUCCAUCCCAGGCCUGCAGGGCACUGAAACUCACUUUGAUCAGCUGGAAGAUGUCUUCCUCCUUCGCACUCGCAAUUUGCAAAACCCUCUAAUUUAUGGCCUUUUCACAGUGUCAAGUGGCAUUUUUAGUGGCUCUGCUGUGUGUGUCUAUUCUCUGGCAGCCAUUCGGACUGCUUUCAAUGGGCCCUUUGCACAUAAGGAAGGCUUGGACUACCAGUGGGUGGAAUACAAGGGAAGGAUCCCCUAUCCUCGUCCUGGAACAUGUCCCAGUGCAACAUAUGACCCACUCCUCCAGUCAACAAAGGACUUUCCUGAUGAAGUGAUCAGCUUCAUGCGUACCCAUCAUCUGAUGUGGGACCCUGUCUAUCCACUCCACAGGAAGCCUGUCCUGAUGAGAGUCAAUGUGCCCUUCCAGAUCAAGCAUCUCUUGGUAGAUAGGGUGGAGACAGCGGUUGGACAUGCUGAUGUCCUCUUCCUUGGAACAGAUGAAGGCAAAGUGCUGAAGGUGGGGAUUGUCAGUAUGAGAGGCCAAGACCCUCAGGAGAUUAGCUUGGAAGAGAUCAAUAUUUCAAAGAUGCCUUUGGCCAUCCUAGACAUGCAAUUUUCUCUAAAGAGGCAGGAGAUGUUUGUGAGCACCACAAAUGGCAUAGUCCAGCUUCCCUUGUACCGCUGCGAACUCUAUGGCAAAACCUGCACAGACUGCUGUCUUGGGAGAGACCCCUACUGCACCUGGGAUGGCAAGUCCUGUAGGCCCAUCCUCCAUACCAAAAAAAGCAGGCAAGCACAAUGCCAAGAUGUGCUGAAAGCUGACCCAAUCAGGCAGUGCCAAGAUGCUGCAAAGGGAAUUUCAGUAACGGAAGAAAAGGUGAUAUUUGGGGUGCAGAACAACUCAACAUUUCUUGAGUGCCUUCCACUUUCUCCCCAGACAACCACCCACUGGUUUGUACAGUACAGCAAUACAGCAGUCCUGGAAGAGGUUGGGAGCAUUGGUCGCUUUUCAGUUCUAGACCAAGGACUACUGAUUAGUCAGCUGACACAAGACGAUGCUGGGAUCUACCACUGUAAAGGGAUGGAGCGCUCCUAUUCCCAAACUCUCACCCGCUACAGCCUUCGUGUUAUUGGGCACCAGGCCAUGGAAAUGUUAACAUCUAGGACCAGCGAAAACACAGAAGCAGCAGCAAGCCACCAUAGCAUCAUCCCUUUGGCAGAGAUGCAGCUUCAUUACAAGGGCUACUCAAGGGCCUUGGGUACAUCCAGCUCCAAUUUGGAUGAGUUUUGCAAUGCUCUCCAGCAGAGGAGAAGGCGGAGGCAGAAAGACUGGAAUCGGAAGUGGCAACAGCAUCACCCGGAAAUCAAGAGAGGCAGAGUGCGUAGGCAGCCUGGGCCUCCAUAGCAGGCUUGUCUAUAUGGCAAAUGGAUGCAAGAAGCCCAGCUGGGUUCACUAGCUCACCUUCUGAGUCUCAGAGAAGGCUGCAUGUUGGAGCCUCUGGGCUCCACUGCUACUACGGCAAAGAGAAAUCAACAGGUCCUUCUUCAGGGUGCAACCUCAGUUUUUGCCAUAUUCUUUACCUCGGUUACCUGAGGGAAGUAGGCACUAGAACUAAAUAUGGAAGCAGUGGGAUUCCAUGCCAAACAGACUGCCUUUUCUGGUCCAGCGACUGGCAUAACUCUCUUCAGUAUAGGUUAGACAAGAGAACAUUAAGUUCUCACUGUACUGCAAAAUCCUUUAUUCUGUACAUAUUCAUCUUCUUUUGUUCCAUUUGCAGUAGAAGUGCUGACAAAGCUAGUAUCCCUACGCAUGGCAAUUAUUUUGUCCUGUAUUUUUAAGUGGGGCCAUUUAUUAAGAAAUCCAGAGAACAGAAAAUUUCCUAUAGUUUCGUAUUCUGUGGAAGAUCCGUAAUUCUAAACAGUGGAUUCUAUCAUCUGCAAAUGCAAUGUUGUGGUCUCUUAAGAGGCAAAAGAUGACAGAAGAGCUGUGCUUCCUAAAAAUAGGGGGCUGUUUUAGCUUUUGUGUAAUGGGGCAAACAUACUGGUAUGCAUACCCUAUCCCAUCUCCCUGAGUCUAUCAUACACCCAGUUUAAAAUGUAUGCACAUGUACCUUGAGAGGUACAUCUUAAAUACUUAGCACAUAGACUUCAGUUUCUUCCUUUCAUCAAAUACACUUUUUUAUCUCUGCCAGAAGAUGGCUGCAUCACUAUUUUGCUAUGCUGCUCUAGGAGAUAGAAGUUCAUCCAUGACCUCUCUUUUUCUACCUUCUCAUUUUAAUAGCUCCCCCACACCCAACCUUAGGACAGCAGCUACUGUUUUUACCAUCCCCCACAAACUCUUGGGCAGGGCCUUUAUCACUUGAACUAGCAUGAACUAAUGAUAGAGGCCCUGCUUUCUAUGUAAUAUGAUUCUGGGUUCAGCAAUGCUGAUUUAAAAGUAGAUUUUUAGGUUGACACUAGAAUGGAAAACACUAAGACUGGUAGAGGGUUAAUCCAUCAGAUAAUGCUGAACUAACGAAAGGCCCUGUGGUCUGAAUAAGCAGACAGCAACUCCUUAUGUUAUGCACAACCACAAUGUGGCUGAAACAAAUCGUGCCCCCCACCCCCCAAAAAAGAAAAGAAAGAACAGCUGAGAGCAGGUGAGAGGGUCCUCUGAAAUUAAAGGGACCUUAGUCUUUGGACCUUACACACCAUGGCAGGUAUCUGCUAAUUCCUUUUAUUUCCUUUGGUAUUUCAUUCAGACAUUUUUAACACGAAGACAACAUUUUCAAAAUUGGCAGAAAGUUAUCAAAUGGCUUCAGUGAAACUGAAUUAGUAUUCAACCCCAUCAAUUUAACAGUACCUUUAUCUUGGCGUACAUUUGUUACAUUUUUAACUGAAUGCUGCUACUUGGAAUAACAUUUUAUUGUACUUUUUUGCAAUCUUACUGAAAUGUUGAACUAGUACUCUUUUGUACUCACCUGUCAUUUUGAUGCAUCAAUUUUUUUUGCCUCUACCUGAAGGAAAAGAGCCAACAUCUUAGCAAGUUAAUAAAACCUUUAAAAGUUCACAUUAAA
This is a messenger RNA of Sphaerodactylus townsendi, 4195 nucleotides long. Its product is annotated as semaphorin-3D-like. The coding region runs from base 226 to 2544 and encodes 772 amino acids. Gene Ontology annotation, biological process: neural crest cell migration; positive regulation of cell migration; axon guidance. NCBI's taxonomy places the organism in Eukaryota, Metazoa, Chordata, Lepidosauria, Squamata, Sphaerodactylidae. The transcript is spliced from 18 exons. The record is from RefSeq and is a predicted model, not a curated record. Gene Ontology annotation, molecular function: chemorepellent activity; semaphorin receptor binding.